AUGGCAAUUGUUAUUAUUUAUCUGAAUUCAUUCGCUAACGGUAACAGAAUCAGUUCGAGUAAAGGGUAAACUUGACGUGUGCAGAGGACAAGCCGAGAAUGGCUCGAGAGAACCGACCAUACACCAUUCUGAGGACUUCCGAACACCUCAAGGACUACGAUCGGCUGUGUCUGAACGGACCGUCGGUGGAGUGCUACGGAGAGACCAUUUGCAAAGUAGCGAAGAUCGAAUGCGUGGCCAACUCGACCUGCGACUCUCUGAUGCCCAUUUGUUCGGACAGAGAUGUGGAAGAUUAUCAGCAGAGGAAGUUCAAUCUCACUUCUUCUUCCUCUUGA
Caenorhabditis sp. 36 PRJEB53466 is the source of this 335-nucleotide messenger RNA. The record is from the annotation of a GenBank genome assembly. Lineage: Eukaryota; Metazoa; Nematoda; Chromadorea; Rhabditida; Rhabditidae.